This is a messenger RNA of Brassica napus (rape), 1860 nucleotides long. Its product is annotated as E3 ubiquitin-protein ligase RSL1-like. Gene Ontology annotation, biological process: positive regulation of proteasomal ubiquitin-dependent protein catabolic process; protein polyubiquitination; ubiquitin-dependent protein catabolic process. Lineage: Eukaryota; Viridiplantae; Streptophyta; Magnoliopsida; Brassicales; Brassicaceae. The record is from RefSeq and is a predicted model, not a curated record. Bases 969 to 1718 code for a protein of 249 amino acids. The transcript is spliced from 4 exons. Gene Ontology annotation, molecular function: ubiquitin protein ligase activity; ubiquitin conjugating enzyme binding; zinc ion binding. Gene Ontology annotation, cellular component: ubiquitin ligase complex; cytoplasm.
GAAUGUCUAUUCAGUGCCAUUCUUCUGAAACGAAACGAAGAGAAGAGAAACCCGAGGAGAGUAGAUAAAGAAAUCCAGGAACUCCAGUAUCUAAUUCAGUGAGAGCCAUAGCUGCAUGCAGUUGCUGGAUUCUUCGGGAGUCUCCUGCCUGAAAGAGGAUAUCCUGUUUGUGAUUGUCCGAUUGAUCAUAGAUAGCAGGGAGACAGGGCUUCUGAAUGUUCCGUUGUCGCCAAAUUUCUUAGAUAACCAUCUGCCAAGCAAUCCGAGCCAAGAAUUUGAAACGGAUGGUUCCCAAGGGGUUUGUGAUCGUGCGAGUUGUAUCAUCCCAAGAGUCAGAGGGGAGAUUAAGACCAAGCUUCGACGACAACGGUCUCCAAACACUUCGAAGGAAGAAAAUAUGGUCACGAAAUUCUAGGUGAUUGUUGCACAAGAGGCAAGUUGGGUCUGUCGAGAUUCCCCCACGAGAGAGUAAACGGUCUCGAGUUGGACAACGGUUGAGCAAUAACCAGGUAAGAGUCUUAUGCUUUGGAAUUCCUUUUGUGUACUAGAACGAGGAUCCUGAUCGAGUCAUAAAUUUUGCUGAUAACAAACUUGUUGAUGUGAAUGUGUUAAACGUUUACUAACACAUGUUUUUCUCUUAUUUGUUAUGAUAUAUUGUAAAUAACUGAGAAACAAUAUUUUUGAAUGAAAAAGAGAAGAAUACAUUCCAAAGCAAUACGACAGACAAUACAAAGCAUGAGUCAUAUAAUAUGAUCGUUUAGUGCAGGCAAUGGAAGAACCCCGUCCCACGGCCGACCCGCUAAACCCCAUACAUUUUGCGGGGCAGGUUUGGUCAGCUUUUCUAGAGACCGCGGCCCGCUGUCCCGCCGAGAUCCACUUGACAACGGCUGGACGGGACAACCAAAUUACCAUCACUAGUGCACUCUUAGAGAAGAGAAGCUAGUUUCUGCCACUAAAAUAAACUUGCAAUGGAGGGAACACAAGUUUCUGAAAUCCGGAUUCAUAUGCCUGCUGAGAAGAAGACUUGUGGUAUCUGUUUCGAUACUGAUUUUAACGCUGAGCAGAUGUUUUGUGUUGCUUCUUGUGGUCAUGAAUUCUGUGUGGAGUGCGUGAAACGGCAUAUAGAAGUGCGGGUAUUUGAGGGAGACGUACACAUAAGAUGUCCUUGUUAUUAUUACUGCAAGUCGAAGCUGACUUUUGAAAGUUGUGUCCACCUUUUGACACCUAAGCUAAGAGCAAUAUGGAUACAAAGCCUCGAAGAAGAAUCUGUUCCUGCAAUAGAGAGAGUUUAUUGCCCAAACCCCAAGUGCUCAACUUUAAUGUCAAAAACCCGACUCUCCAAACAAGAAGAUGGAUCUAUGAGAUGCUGCUUCAAAUGCUGGGAACCUUUCUGCAUCGAUUGCAAAGCUCCUUGGCAUAAAAACUUGUCCUGCGAGGAUUACAAGAGAUUGUGUCCAAUUCUUACAGAAGAUGUUGUGCUAAACGUUUUAGCAAAUCAGAAAAACUGGCGUCAGUGUAAUAAUUGCAAACAUUUGAUCGAACGAUCGGGAGGAUGCGACCGUGUAAUUUGCAGAUGUGGAUUCUCGUUCUGCUACACAUGUGGAAACCAUAGGUGUGUUUGUUACCCUGAAGAUCCGGUAAUAGCACUUUGGUGUUGCUUCGGUUUUGUCCUUUAUUCAUUAGCUUGCAUUUAUUUAUUACUCAGCAGUCAGCACUGAGCUGUAGUUUGGAAUAUUAGAUCGUUUGGAAUAUUGUUUCGUUAUUUCUUCGGUUGCUUAACUUCUUUUUAUUGUAAGCUAGUAGUUUUAUAUAUUGAUUAAUUUUAUAGAUGUGAUUUAAUCAUCUAUGUUCAUAAGAUUA